Lepisosteus oculatus (spotted gar) is the source of this 893-nucleotide messenger RNA. RefSeq names its product protein NCBP2AS2-like. The record is from RefSeq and is a predicted model, not a curated record. Lineage: Eukaryota; Metazoa; Chordata; Actinopteri; Semionotiformes; Lepisosteidae.
AGUAGAAUCCGAUACCUUAUUAGCAGCUUCAACAGGGGGACGGUUGCGGUGCAAGACCGGAAAUCAGAGCUUUUCAGCCGGCAGAUCUUUCUGGUCCCCGGAUCCCUGGCUUGAAGAUGGUUUUGAGGCGCCUGCUGUUCACCCUGUUGAACAACGCGCAAGUGAUCGAGAAGCUCUCCGAGUCUCGCCCUAUCCGCCGGGCGGCGCAGAUCACGGCCUACGCCAUCACCAAGGCGCAGAUCAGCGGCAGGGACGCGGCGUCCAGGCUGCUCAAGUCGGACACCGUCCGCCAGGUGCGAGAGGAGACGGCCGGGAGGAUGCCGAGGGACGUGGGCGAACUGGGAAGGAGAGUCGGGAGACUGGGGCAGAUGUUCGUUAGAGAGGUCAAGGAAGGCGUGAGGGACGCCUCCCGACAGCUCAAAAACAAGGACAAACAGUGAGGGCUUGCGGAACCGUGGACUUCUGAAUUGACCUGUAAUUAUCUCAGUAGCUGCUGAAAUCCAUGUCGUUUUACCACCGGGAGAUGUGUCGUUUUCCACACUGUAAUUAAGCGGUAUUUGAAUUAUGGAGGCGACACUGCGGGGAAAGUAAUGAAGACGACGACUUUCUGUUCAGCUCACGGGUCCAAACUCCCGUUUUGACGGCUAGGAUGAAAAAUAUCCGAGACGUAUUUUUGCGAGUCUGUGAACGUUACAAAUCAACGCAAUUGAAAAAAAUAAAUAACCCGCACCUUGUCGUAAACUGUAAACACAAUGCCACAGAACGUCGAAAGAAGCAAUCCCGUUAUGUAAGAUAUGCAUAUUGUUCAUUUUAACUUUCAUUGAUAAACACUGUAUCGGGUUUGGUGUGUAAUGUAGAUGAGAAGAUUAAAUUGAAAAGAGUGUUUUCAUGAA